GUUUCCUUAGCUACAAGUGGCUUCAAUUAUUUAUAAAGGUCAUUAUUUGCAUCGAGUAAAAAUUGUUAAUAUUCUUGACACCAACAUUUAACAAUCCAAAAAAUUGAACGUGUGUGAUUUCAGUGAUCACCGUGUGAGUUUCCAGUGAUAUUUUUCAGUAAAAAAUAUAUCGCUAUCCAGUACAAAGAUGAUCUGUUCGAGACACGUUCUGUUUGGGUCUCUCUUCGCUGUGAUCGUUACCACAGCAACAUGUCAAGAUGGCGAUGCAGAUGGUUCUGAUGGUGGUAACACCAGUGUCAGUUACCCGACAUACAACGAAGUUCCAACUGGUCUCAGAUUUUCCUGCAGGGACAAACUGCCGGGUUACUACGCCGACCCGGAAGCACAAUGUCAGGUCUGGCAUUGGUGUCUGCCGUUUGGCAAGAAGUUCAGCUUCCUCUGUCCAAACGGAACUGUGUUUAACCAGCUUUACCGAGUAUGCGACUGGUAUUACAAUGUGGACUGUCCGAACGCGCCAGAGAAAUACGAUAUCAACAAAGACCUCUACAAGGACAAGGAAGGAAAACUGAUCUAGAAAUCAUAACACCGAUCACAUUGCCCGUAUGUCAUUCCAGGAGCCUCAGUCUUCAACAUAAUUCGUAAUGUUCAACAAAGACACAUCUUAAGUCUCUACGCAAUUCAAACUGGCAUCUGGUGCAGUAUUUUUCAACAUUUCCCACUCAAAUUACAAGCCAUUUCUGGCUGCACAUAUACAUUGAGGAUAUUUGGCCGCUGUGCCGUUAGGACCUGGAAAUUCGACAAGCAACGCAGUGUUCAAGCAUUAGAGACAUGCCGUGCGGUGCUAUUAGCACAUAGAACCAAAUAUCCUCACUAUACACGGCAGUCUGGUCUGGUUUUCAAACGCGUUCUUUUGGAGUUUUUAAUAUAUGCCCUAUUACAACCUAGCAAAAAUGUAUAAUUAAUUUUCGUAAGAUCGGCUCUUGUGAACAUGAUAAUUAAUACUGGAGUCCAUGGAAUUUCUUGACCAGCUAAACGACUGUCAGCUUAUCAAUGACUCUGUUCCGUGGAGUUAUAUUCGUAACGUGAGUUACAAUGUUGUUGCUCGUGAUUGUAAAGACAAAGAAAACACUGGAUUAAACAGAAAGUAUACAUUA
Molecule: messenger RNA, 1154 nt
Organism: Zootermopsis nevadensis
Lineage: Eukaryota; Metazoa; Arthropoda; Insecta; Blattodea; Termopsidae
Product: U-scoloptoxin(01)-Cw1a
Cellular component (GO): extracellular region
Molecular function (GO): chitin binding
Source: RefSeq, a predicted model, not a curated record